This is a messenger RNA of Malassezia restricta, 813 nucleotides long. RefSeq lists its product as uncharacterized. The record is from RefSeq and is a predicted model, not a curated record. The transcript has a single exon. NCBI's taxonomy places the organism in Eukaryota, Fungi, Basidiomycota, Malasseziomycetes, Malasseziales, Malasseziaceae. Bases 1 to 813 code for a protein of 270 amino acids.
AUGAUGGACUCCCUAGCUCCCCCUGCCCACCCCUUGCGUCUGUAUCCACCUGACAUGGUCCUUGGUCGUAUCUUUGCCCCCAGUCCCAUACUAGGCGAACAUGGUGCCCAAUUCGCUCCUCUAGAUCAUGGCAUGUCGAGUCAGGGUGCUACUAUGCAUAUGGAGCCAUCUGUCCUACAGGAGAAGCUCCACAGCGACUUGUCGCCCGUUGAGCAGAUGUCUUCAGGGCACAAUGCCAAGUCUUCCCUGAUGAAUGGCAGAUGGAGCAAAUCAUUGCUCCGUGUAACGCGCCUUGGUGAGAUCAAGAUGUCGACAGUCAAGCCUAUACACCCGAUAGGACGAAAGCACGGAUCUAUACGAGUCAAGACGCAAUCUGUGCAAGCGCCGGGCGAGGCAGCAGUAUCAAAUGAAGACUUUUCGGUCAUGCCAGGUGGCAUACCACUCCGUGCAGAGACGCCCCUAUGUACCAGGAUCGCUCGUUCUGCCUCUCGAAAGAGUCAGCGUCCGCGUCGAAAACCGGCGCCACAAGUAGAUGAGUUCGCCUGCACGCCCUUGCCUGCUGAACCUUUACAGACCAAGACUUUUGAUCCAUCUACCGUGCCGCCGCCUCGGCCGCCCAAGCAUCCCUUGCGUCACCUGCACCUUGCCACCGUGGAGCCUGGACCCUCUCUUCCGAACCAGCUGGCUGGUCUCAAACCUCUUCGCCAUCCCUCACCUACCAUCUACGAAGCUAUGCACGCCUCUGAUAACGAUAUGCCUGCGCUCAUGUCGGAUGGCGACACCGAUUCGCUCAGUAGCCUAGAUGCUCCAUAG